AUGUUUGUAAGACAAAUAUAUCUUUACAGUCGCUUUUCAUGUAGCUUCCGAUAUUUGGGUUUAAAUGUUUCGGAUUACAGUGUGUGUAGGCUUUGUAAAUAUCUUAAUAUCGACGAGAUUAAAGCUAAACAUUUACUAGUAAAGCAACCAGUACUGAAGAAAUUGAAUGAAGAAAAUAUUAAAGGUUUACUUGAAACUUUUGAUGAACUUGGAUUUUCUAAAGAUGUUAUGAUUUCAUACCCUGCGCUAUGUAGCUUAUUACCAGUUACAUUAAAAUUUCGAUAUAAAGUAUUGCAAGAAUGUGGAAUAGAAAAUGUUACACCUGCCCAUUUGCUGUCCUAUUUGAAUUUGGUUAAACAAAAUACGAUAGGACAAUUGAAAAGUGAUGGCUUGAUUUUAAACUGUGUUAAUGUUGAGAACAGACUUGCAAGUUAUAUGACACAGUGGCCAACAUCACUUACCACAUUGGUUUAUGGUGAUGUAAAUACAAUUUCAUUAUACUCCCUCAGGCUAAAAAUAAUUCAGAGAUACCUUGAACUAAUGCUAGACUUAAGCUGUGAUGAAUUUUACAGAGGCUUAAAAACAUACCCGACAAUAAAACAUCGCCCACUCAAAGUUAUUAAUGAAACAUUAAAUAUCUUACAAACAGAGCUAAUGAUACCUCAUUACAAAAUAAAAUCAAACUUAUAUUUAAUUCAUGCUGACCCAGAUAAUUUAAAAAAUAUAUUAUAUAAAUUUAGAUCUAUUGGAGGAAUUGAUAUUAAAGAAAUUGUAAGGUUACAUCCUAAAAUUGCUAUGAAGAGCUAUUAUUCUAUGCUAGAAAUAAGAAAGGUGUUACAAGAAUUUAAUGUAUCUAAUGAAGCACAGAUGAGAUGUUUUGAAAUUUAUACUCUAAGUCCUAAAACUGUAAGAGAAAGAUUACAGAAAGCACAAAGUAUUCCAGAAUUUUGUACAUAUUCUAACCAUCCAAGAUUCCUUAAAAUGAUAUAUUAUAAUAAGACAGCCAUGAAAAGACUUUUGAAAUUAUAUAGUUUUAACAAAAAAUGUCUAAGUUUAAAUAUUUUAUCUGGUAGUGCAGCACAUUAUGAAACAUAUGAAAAAUCACCUGGUGAUCGUUUGGGAAAAGGGAAAGACCUAGUGUUCUGUAUUUCACAGGCAUUAGGAUGUACAUUCAAAUCUAGUGAUAUAAGACAGGCAAUCAAAAGGCACCCAUUUUGGAUCAAUAUACCAUUGGUACAAAUAAAAUUUGUUUUUGACAAAUUGAUAAAUAAGUUUUCACCACAAGAUAUUUAUGACAAUUGUCCAAUUUUACUGUACCCAUGGAACAAAAUAAAGGAUGUCAUAAACAUAUUAGAAAAGAAUCAAGCACACAUUCAGCUUUAUCAUGAAAGUUUAGAUUUAUCACAACUAAGCAGUUCACAAAAACUAAGCUUGGUUCUAUAUUUACUGGAAAAAAAUCAUUAUUUUACUGGAAAUGGUGUAUGGAAUGAAGAUAAAAAUAAGAGUAAUGCAGAUUUUGUUUCUGAACACAAAAAUGAAAGAGCAUUCAAAUUAGUAAAUAAUAAUUAA
Parnassius mnemosyne (clouded apollo) is the source of this 1569-nucleotide messenger RNA. The record is from the annotation of a GenBank genome assembly. NCBI's taxonomy places the organism in Eukaryota, Metazoa, Arthropoda, Insecta, Lepidoptera, Papilionidae.